Molecule: messenger RNA, 5017 nt
Organism: Saccostrea cuccullata (small rock oyster)
Lineage: Eukaryota; Metazoa; Mollusca; Bivalvia; Ostreida; Ostreidae
Product: EH domain-binding protein 1-like
Exons: 24
Coding region: 112-3372 (1086 amino acids)
Biological process (GO): actin cytoskeleton organization
Cellular component (GO): filamentous actin; microtubule organizing center
Molecular function (GO): protein binding
Source: RefSeq, a predicted model, not a curated record
GUAUUUUGCAAAACGUCAUCCAAUGUUAUUGUCACGUGAUAUAUCAUGGAUCUCACCUUGUGGUGCGAUUUCCCGUCAGUGAUGCUCGAGGUCGAUACAAUGUAAUUAAAGAUGAGUGUCUGGAAAAGACUUCAGAGAGUUGGAAAGGAUGCGUCAAAAUUUCAGUUCACAGCGUCAUACCAGGAACUUGAAGUAGAAUGUACCAAAAAAUGGCAGCCUAACAAACUGUGUAUUGUAUGGACCAGAAGAAGCCGGCACAGGUCAACAAAGCUACACACAUGGGAGCCCACUAUACGGAAUCCCUACAGAGGCCUGGUGACGUGGACCGUUCCGGAGAACAUCGAGAUCCAGGUGACCUUGUUCCGAGACAGUCAGCAUGUGGAGUAUGAAGACAAAGAGUGGGUCUUCCAAAUUGAAGACCAAUCCCGUGCCGGGAGGAGGAAGAUUCUGGCCACUGGACCAAUCAACAUGAAGGAGUUUGCCUCCUCCGUCCCGACCCAGCACACGAUGAAACUGACCCUGAAACCUACGACAAAGAAGAUUGUCAGCGCUACAUUACAGUUUACACUGUCCUGUCUGUUCCUGAGAGAAGGAAAGGCCACGGAUGAGGACAUGCAGUCGGUGGCCAGUCUGAUGAGUAUCGGGAGGACUGACAUCGCCGUCAUGGACGAUCUGGAGGAAGAAGAGGAGGAGGGAACCAGUAAAGAGUUCUCCACUGGAAUCUCAGAGCUCGCCUCGGAUAUAUCCAAGCUCAGCAGUAACCAAGACGAUGGUAAUCCGUUUAGAAAUCCCUUUGAAGAUGACCUUGAGCUGGAAUGUGAUGACUUCUGUGUGCCUCUGAUAGAAAAGAAGCCUGCUUCUCUGAAUCCUUUCGAUGAGAGCGAUGAAGAAGAAGAAGACGAUGAUGCCACUAACCCUUUUAACGAGAAAAACUCCACUAAUGACUCUACCACUCCUCUAACCACUAGUCAGUCGUAUAACCCCUUUGAAACUGCCGGCUCUGUAGAACCUGAAAAGAAAACUAAUACUCUCCCCGUCAAAAAGAGGCGGGCCCCUCCCCCUCCCUCAGUGAGGGCUAAAAGUGAAAUAUCUAACACAAAGCGACCUUUAUACACAGGCACGCCCCCCUCCUCUCCAGAGGAACAGAGGAAGGAAAGGGCAAUAACUCCUCCCCCCGAGUCGCUGGAUACCUCGGCCAACUCCUCCCUCAAUGCUAGUCCCGCUAAACAAUUGUCCCCACAGCAUAAUGGUAGUGAUGUUGAAAGUGAGAGGAAGGUACUGGAACCACUGAAUACUAACCAGAUGGAGUCACCCUCACGGAAUACAGAUUCAAGUAAAAGCCUUCUGGAGUGGUGCAAAGAGGUCACCCAAGGUUAUAAAGGGGUCAAGGUCACAAACUUGACCACGUCCUGGAGAAAUGGAAUGGCUUUUUGUGCCAUUAUUCAUCAUUUUAAGCCAGAUUUGUUAGACUUUAAGUCAUUGGCUCCACAUGAUAUAAAAGGAAAUAACAAAACUGCCUUUGAUGCCGCCGCCGCGUGUGGUAUCCCCCGUCUGAUAGAACCGUCUGACAUGGUCCUAUUGGCAGUGCCAGAUAAAUUGUCUGUGAUGACGUACCUCCACCAGCUGAGGGCUUACUUCACAGGACAGACACUGGAGGUCCAACAGAUAGGUAUAAACACAAGAGAGAGUAUGUAUACGAUAGGAGAUCUAGAUGCCAAUACUCAAAGUGAAAUCACCAGGGAGAUGUAUGGAACGAGUCGAGUCAAAGACAAAAACAAGAAAAACACUAAAGAUAAUGGUCCUGCCAAGCAGGACAGCAAAGAAAAUAGUCCCACUAAUUCCCGCAGCAAAGAAAAUACUCCGAGUGACUGCACAAGUGCCAGUGUCGAGUUACGCAAAAGCAGAAGUAAAGAAUCCAGUCCCACAAAGACUCUAGACACUAACCAAAAUGCCAAAGAUAGUACUGUGAUAGAUAACUCUGUGAAUUCCCCAUGUGAGGAGGUGACCAGUCCUGUUGUGGAGGAGGAGGACGUGUGGCGCCCCCAGACAGGAAGUAAAGCCUCCACCCCCCUAAGUGACCUGGGGUCUCCGGUCCUCAGCAGUCAGGGGUCACUGGGUAGUCCUGUCUCCCCCCGGUCUGGUACCCCGGUGUCUGGCAGCAGUGGACAAUCGUCACGGGCCUCCACCCCGUCCAGUCCUCCCUCUAGCACUGUGUCUCCUAAAAGGGAAUCAGCUGGAGCUAAAAGAAUAAAUAUUAGUGAUUUAGACUCCAUAUUAAAGCCAAAGGAAGACGACAGAAAGUCUCGACAAGAGGAGCUAAAGGAACGAGCCAAGUUCUUGUUGGAACAAGCCAGAAAAGAGGCUGGCAUAGGAGAAACUCCAGGCUCUCCUGCUAAGGAGGUAGAAAAAGAGGUGUCUGAGGAAACUGAUGACAAACAAAAGAGGUUAAAAGAGCGAGCCCGGCAGCUUAUUGAUGAAGCUCGAGCUGGAAUAGGUCAACCAGAGGUCAACCUGCCCAAGAGGCCCAGCAAAGAUCUAACAACAGAAGAAGCAGCUUGUAAAUCGACACUACGAAUGCGACGGAUAGUUCGCACCCCUGGUCUUUUUGUCAUUAAGACUGAAUCUCUAUCCCUAAGUAAUGGAGAAACAAAGAAGCCAGAGAUAAAACUGAAGAGAUUUAGUCUCAAACAACCCGACCUGACUUCCUCAUUGUCAUCUUCUACCAAGAGUGAGGAGGCAGUAGAAAACAGGGUGGUCCAGAGUCCCUCGUCUGAGUUUUCCCUGACAGGGAGCAGUGACGGGUCGAGAGAAGAGGGUGAUUUCAGCUCUACACCAGAUUCGUUGGAAUUUGAAGACCAUAUGGAGAAGAAAAAGGAUGAGCAUCUGCAGGACACCAAUCAGUAUGUUCACAAUGAAAUGGAUGCUUUGGAGAGAGAGCAGACACAGAUAGACAAACAGGCGGGGGAGCUGGAGGCCAAACUGAGGAGGGUCAUGGGAAAAUCAAAGUACAAGCGAAUGGAGGAAAAACUAAUGCAGGAAUGGUUUUUGUUGGUCAACAAAAGAAAUGCCUUGAUCAGACGGCAGAUGCAGCUGAAUAUCUUAGAAAAGGAAGAUGAUUUGGAGAAGCGAUUUGAAUUGUUGAAUAGGGAAUUACGAGCAAUGAUGUCCAUUGAAGACUGGCAAAAAACUGAGGCUCAGAAGCACCGCGAGAAACUUCUACUGGAAGAGCUGGUCGAGAUCGUCAACAAGCGUGACGAGAUGGUUCAACAUCUAGACUCACAGGAACGAGCCAUUGAAGAUGAUGAAAAUCUGGAUAGAAGAAUUACAGAGGGUAAAAUUCUACAUGACAAAAAGGAAUGUUGUAUACAGUGAUGUAAACUGCUUUGUAGACCCAUAAAUCUACACCAUCCGCAGGUGUGUACAACCUUAAACAAUCACUAUAUAGUCCCAAGAGCAGGGGAUACCAGCUUAAAAGACCACCUAUCCAAGGAAAUCUUCCUGAUUAUUGGUCACCAUGGUAAAAAAAAAACUUUCAGUUGAUAUGAGAGUGAUGAACAGGGUGCAAGGGCUCCUUUUUUACACUCACACGCAAUAUUGCAAAUCUUGUCCAUCGUGUCCCAAACUUUGCCUUAUACUUUUAGCUUCCAAAGUAAAGGAGUUGUGGCCAGUAUUUUUGUUAUUGUGUGUUCACAUUGUCAUUGUUUUGUGACACCAGCAAAGUACAGAUUUAGGGUAGAGUAUUAUACGUAGAUCUGUAUAAUUUUUGUCUACAACAUUGUGACUAAACAAAUGUUUUAUGCUAUAUUUUUGACUUGCUGUAUGGCUGAGUACUGUAAUGUUAAUUGUACUGUAUGUAUGAUAUUUGAAAACAUAGUAGUACACAAAUUUAACAGUUAUAUGACUGCCAUUUGAUCAUUUUAUGAAAAAAAAAUGAAGACUUUGAUUGAUGAAAGUCUGAUAUAUUUCAGAAUCGUGCAUUUAUCCCAUGUUUUUUAUCGAAGUUUCUGAAAAAUAAUGUAUUGUUUUGUGAAGACUGUAUUUAUUUGACAUUUUGUAAUUGUUCAGGAUUUGUCUAGUACUUGUUUGAAUAAUUAUCAAGUCUUUAAGGAGAGUAUUUGUACUCCACUCCUUGUAAAACUUGAUGUUUUUUUUAAGGAGAGUAUUUGUUCUCCACUCCUUGUAAAACUUGAUGUUUUUGAAUAUACAUUUAACAAAAUUUGGUAGUUAUGAUAUUACUAUCAUGGAAAGAAACAUGAAUUUCACCUCUUUUUUUCAAUUUUUUUUUUUCAUUUAUAUGAAAAUAUAAAAUUUCUGAAAAUAUUUUAUAAACAUUGAUAUACUCAAAAAUUUCUGAAAAUAUAAUAAUGUCCUUGAGACUAGCGAGAUAAAAGGUCAUGGGGCAUUUGAUAAAUUAAGAUUGAUUAAAAUUGUAAAAAGAAUGAAAAAAAUUCCCCUAAACCCCCCCCCCCCCCCCAACAUACAAACAAUGGUUAUAAUAAAUCGGUCGUCAAAAUAAGUGGUAUACAAUGAUAUUUGGUAAUAAGAGGGUACUUGGACUUUUCAUAUUCAUAUGCUCAAAAAAAUAGUUUGGUCUGAAUUUGUCUCAACUGUUUAUGUAAACUCAACAGAAUCUUUGACCUUGACAUUUUGUAUGUAAACUCAUUUAAAUAUUUGACCUUGACAUUCUGUCACAUUUUAUCAUAGCAAGUUAACCAAAUGCCGUCAAUAUGUUUCUGGUCCAUUGAUUUAAUGAAUAUAUGACCUUGACAUUUUGUAUGUAAAUUCAACUAAAUAUUUGUCCUUGACAUUCUGUCAAAUUUAUCAUAGCAGGUUAACCAAAUGCCGUUAUUGUGUUUUUGGUCCAUUGUUUUAAGGAAUGUAUAGUAAUACAUUUAUAUUCACACGGAUAAACUUACAUUGAUUUGUUCUUGUGGUGCUUUAUUUGUUGCCAUAUACCAAAUGUGCUGUUUCAUUAUACUCAUCAAUUUAAUUGUACUGAUAUAAAUGCUAAACAAAA